Synchiropus splendidus (mandarinfish) is the source of this 1745-nucleotide messenger RNA. RefSeq names its product oocyte zinc finger protein XlCOF6.1-like. Lineage: Eukaryota; Metazoa; Chordata; Actinopteri; Syngnathiformes; Callionymidae. The coding region runs from base 351 to 1577 and encodes 408 amino acids. Gene Ontology annotation, molecular function: RNA polymerase II cis-regulatory region sequence-specific DNA binding; DNA-binding transcription factor activity. The transcript has 2 exons. The record is from RefSeq and is a predicted model, not a curated record. Gene Ontology annotation, biological process: regulation of transcription by RNA polymerase II.
UACCGUGAAAGAGUUUAAAUUGUAACUGACUCGUUGGAGCCGUCAGGGGGCGCCAGUGAGCCUUUCUCUCGGGAACACAUCCGGGUGUUUGACCUCGAGUGAGUCUCUCUGGCUGCGUCCGUCAGCUUCCUGGUUUAUUCCUGGAUUUCUGCUGGUGCAACAGUUGUUUUAUUGGGCAGUUAGUGGAUCAUUGUUCCUCGGAUUCACUAGACAUUCGUCUAAGUUCUAUCCAGAAAACUCCGUGUCUGUCGAUGCGUGUUGAUAUCCGCUCAUCUUGUGGCUCUUUAGCCUGAAGCUAACUGAAGAAGCCAAGGAAGCUGCGUCUGUAUCCGGAGCGAGGGGUGCAGAAGAUGAAAGAAGAAGAUGCUACAGAGCAGCAGGAGUGCAGCUCCAGUCAGGAGGGACAAGAGCCUCCUCUCAUUAAAGAAGAGAAAGUUAAGAAUGAAAUGGAAGAAGCCACACAGCCAUCUCUCACUGUUGUGGAGAGCGAGGAUGAUGAACUUGGAUGCUGCAGCUCGACUCAACAAAUGAAAACAGAAGCUGAUGGAGACAAGUGUGGAGGACCAAACCCAGCCAGCGACUUUGACACAUCUCUUCAUGCUGACCAGCAGAGGUCGCUGUGCUCUGAAUCUGACACUGACGACAGUGAAGACUGGGGAGAAACCAGUAACAAUCAUUCUGGUUCAAACUCUGUUGAGGAUCCAAACAUUUGUGGACAAAAAAGGGAAAAAAAGUCAUUUAAGGACUGCCAUUGCGUUGAAUGUUUCUCUCUUUCAGGUAACCUGACUCGGCACAUGAGGAAACACACAGGAGAAAAACCUUUCAGCUGCACUCACUGUGGUAAAUGUUUCAGAAUUACAGCCCAUCUGAAACGACACUUGAGAAUACACACUGGAGAAAAACCUUAUCGCUGCACUCACUGUGGCAAAUGUUUUGCUCAUCAAAGUAAUUUGACUAAUCACAUGAGAAUUCACACAGGAGAAAAACCUUUCAGCUGCACUGAGUGUGGUAAAUGUUUCAGAAUUACAGCCCAUCUGAAACGACACCUGAGAAUUCACACUGGAGAAAAACCUUAUAGCUGCACUGAGUGUGGUAAAUGUUUGAGGAAUACAACAGAGCUAAAACUGCACAUGAGGAUUCACACAGGAGAAAAACCUUAUAGCUGCACUCACUGUGGUAAAUGUUUUGCUCAUCAAAGUAAUAUGACAAGUCACAUGAGAAUUCACACAGGAGAAAAACCUUAUUGCUGCACUCACUGUGAUAAAUGCUUUGCUCAGCAAAGUAUUUUGACAAGUCACAUGAGAAUUCACACAGGAGAAAAACCUUUCAGCUGCACCCAGUGUGGUAAAUGUUUUAUUCAAAAAUGUUCGUUGGAUAUUCACAUUAGAGGUCACACUGGAGAAAGGCCUUAUAUCUGCUCUGAGUGUGGUAGCUCUUUUAAAGACCGUGGGAACCUGAAGCUACACAUGAAAAUUCACACUGGAGAAAAACCCUAUCUCUGCUCCCAUUGUGGCAAAUAUUUUACACGGAGCUACAACUAUAAGACCCACAUGAAGAUCUUUCAUCAGAAAUGCUAAAAUCAUUGAUUCAACCUGACAGUCUCCCUCGUCUGAGAAAUAAAACUGAUGUAUUAAAAAACAACUACAAAGGAUUUCACUGAAUUCUUGUCUAUGAUGUCUAUGUGUUGUAAUAAUGUCACCUGUACAGCUCAGAAUGUUCUUGUAAAAGGUUAAUGAAAACUUUCC